Rotaria sp. Silwood2 is the source of this 637-nucleotide messenger RNA. NCBI's taxonomy places the organism in Eukaryota, Metazoa, Rotifera, Eurotatoria, Philodinida, Philodinidae. The record is from the annotation of a GenBank genome assembly.
CCUGCUAGAAGCAACUUGGGCACGAACUAACUUAGGGUAUAUCACUCCUAGCUAUGCCCUAUCUAACCAUCAUAUCCCCGACUGAAAAGCUUUUUGACACCUCGGGUGGUUCCCUCGUAAGUCUGAAAUAGCAUAUUGGGGACAAUCCAAUAAACGAGGAGCAAUAUUCGGCUCAGAUGUAAAAACUUUUCCACAAUGGUUUGUUCUGAAUCGACCAUGUAUACCAGUUCAAAUUUUAUCAUCAAAUGACACAUAUAAAAAAGAAUGUCUUAAAAGUAUUUAUGUUUAUAGCAAUCGAUUAAGUCCAUGGAUUGGUCAUUAUUUACCUACAUUUGAAUGUACGCCGAAUGGAGAACCUUUAAGUGAUGAAUGGCUCAAGUUCUUUAAAUUGAAAACGGAAUUAUCAACUGAUGAUUACAUAUAUAUUCUUCAUCAAAUUUAUGUUCGACACCAAACAGGAUACGAUUUCGAAAAUGAUUUACAUAUUCAAAAAAUCUAUACUAAUCUUUUGAACAUACUUUCUAAUACAGAUACUAAUCAACGUCAAUUGUAUCGUGAAAAAUGCCUUUCGAAGAGUAUAUAUUUACUAAGCGAGCGUAAUAGUCUUUUUAUGCCAUCUGAAGAACUCAACUUUUGA